Messenger RNA from Knipowitschia caucasica, 729 nucleotides. NCBI's taxonomy places the organism in Eukaryota, Metazoa, Chordata, Actinopteri, Gobiiformes, Gobiidae. The record is from the annotation of a GenBank genome assembly.
AUGGACAUAUCCGCUUUACCCAACAAUAAUGACCCAGAGAGGUUCCUCCAGCUGGACGUGGGCAUGCUGCCGGCCACACACGGCAUGUUCCAGCUGCAGGCGGUGAUGUCCUCGCAGAAACACUGGCACAACCGGGUCUAUAAGAUGGAGGGGCAGAUGCAGGGGCAGAUGCAUGGGCAGAUGCAUGGGCAGAUGCAGGGGCAGCGUGUGCGAAGUGAAGGCCGGCCCCCGGAGAACAGCCCUGUGGAGUUUGUGGACAGAUACUUAGAGAAACACAUCACCCCUGUCACUCUAAAGCACAAAAUCAAAACCAACCCUUUGUACAUAGACUUCACGGAGAUGGAGCAGGUGGAUUUUGAGAAGAACAAGCCGUCUUGGACUGUGCAAGAGUACGACACACAAACUGUACACGGAAACCUCGCAGACUAUUUAAAAGAAGGAGAGAAAAUGCCCACAGACCUGGACUUCUGGCUGGAGGACCUCUACACGCCAGGAUACGACUCUCUACUCAGGAAGAAAGAGGCCGAGGAACAGCGGAAAAAGAUCUGCAAAUAUUUUCUAGUUCUCCUCAACACAGCAAGGCGUUGUAGAAAAGAGAAAUCAGCAGCGGACCGCAGACUGCAGCCAGGAGAGCGCAAACUCAAGUCCAAUGUGCCUUUGACGCUGGUCAGGUGCCAUGUGACUGCUGAGCAGCCGUGGGCAGAUCUAACCUACAGAUCAGACGACUAA